This is a messenger RNA of Larimichthys crocea (large yellow croaker), 1585 nucleotides long. It is a transcript of the gene dmbx2, whose product is annotated as diencephalon/mesencephalon homeobox 2. The record is from RefSeq and is a predicted model, not a curated record. The coding region runs from base 216 to 1076 and encodes 286 amino acids. Gene Ontology annotation, molecular function: DNA-binding transcription factor activity, RNA polymerase II-specific; RNA polymerase II transcription regulatory region sequence-specific DNA binding. The transcript is spliced from 4 exons. Gene Ontology annotation, biological process: regulation of transcription by RNA polymerase II. NCBI's taxonomy places the organism in Eukaryota, Metazoa, Chordata, Actinopteri, Sciaenidae.
UUAAAUAGUCGUGGGUGAGAAUGGUUUCAGAGAAUUAGAUCUGUGGCCACGACAAAGACCUGCGAGGAUAUAAGGGCCACAAACUGGACUUGGACGUACUGGACUACAGCUCGCCAAGGCCGGACUUUGUGCGUAAAGGCGCACCUGGAUAGCACGCUCCUUGCUCGGAGUCAAGGACUCUAAAAAAAACCCUGCGCGGACAGAAAAGAUUCAACAUGAACUCCUUGAAUUUCUGCGGGACGUCCAGAGGUGGUGUGUAUCCCCUCCACGGUGUUAACUCCAUGCUGUUCGACCUGCACCACCAGAUGGCGGAGCAGUACCACGUUUACUCAGCGGCGAGCCCCACAGUGCACACCCUGUCUGUGGCUGAGAGACUGGCAGAACUUAUACUGGAGGCCCGGUAUGGCAACCAGCAGAAGCAGCGCCGCAGCCGUACAGCAUUCACAGUGUCACAGCUGCAGGCUCUGGAGAAAGCCUUCCAGCAGACACAGUAUCCAGAUGUCAACAUGAGAGAGAGGCUGGCUGUUUGCAUCAACCUGCCCGAGGCUCGCAUACAGGUGUGGUUCAAGAAUAGGAGGGCAAAGUUUCGUAAAGGUCAGAGGUGCUCCCCGCUCUCCAGAGACCACAGUCUGGAGGAGGUGCCACAUCACAGCAAGGCAGGAGAAGAGGAAGUCAGUGCUGAAGACAAACAAGACAUCACCACAUUACAUACUGACAGCAGCAUCCUGCCUCACCGCUGUCCUCCUCCUCCUCCUCCUCCUCCUCCUCAUGUGGAUAAAACUACCAACCAACCUCUCACUCCUUCAGACUCUGAUGCUCCACAGUGUCCUCUCAGACUUCACUCUCCUCCACUUUUCCCCUUCAUGACACGGGAGAGCUACAUCCACCCACCUCACCAGCCGCUUGUAGGAGUGCUGUCCACUGAUCUCACCCUUCCUCCGGUGUUCUGGCCCAUCAUACAGCAGCACAGCUCCGCCCUGGGGUUCCAUCCAUCGUCAGUUACUAAAAACUGUAGCCUUUCCCUUCAGACUGCUUGUUCCAGUAAAGCUGUGCCUCACCCUCACCUGGGGCUGUAACUAUAGAACUCAACACCUACAGCCCGAGAUCUCGGCUCCUUGUGGACUCAGGUACACCUGAAGAAACCCUGUGUGUGAACAGACAGGGUUUAACAAGGUAGAGAAGCACUUACUGCCUUGUUCCUGUAAACCCGACUGCAGACAGUGCACAGAAUAUGAUUUUUUUUUAUUAAGUGAGCUUAAUUGAAUCCCUGUCUGUCUAAAGGGAUGUUAAUGUGCAGUCAUACACUGUCAGAGGGUUUUUAAAGUAGAUCAAGUCUUAUUUGGGUCUGCUUUAAUUAAUCUCUGCAGGCUUUAGUUUGUCGGAGAAGUUUGUUGUUUCAUCUAUCGCUUCCAGACAACAAACAUCACAAAUACAACUUAUUUAAAUAUAUUGUUGUCUACUUUAGCACUAUUUAGCUACACUGCCAAGUAACUACACAGUGAUGAUGGUGGUAAAAGCAUGUGAAUGAUGUUCCUUAUUGUAACUAGGCACUACAACAUCGAAAUGUGAAAUAAAAUUAUUUGUA